AUGCGGAAACUGUGGCAGGAAAAACAAGUGCGGUUAGAUGGUCGCUCUGCUCAGGAAAUCCGUUCCCUGGAAAUCCAGAUUGAUUAUUUGCCUAAUGUUCAUGGCAGUGCGGUAUUUGCCCGCGGCGAAACCAAAGUUCUUUCAGUAGUAGCCAUUGGGAAAAUCAGUGAAAAACAAUUAGUUGAUAAUAUUUUUAAUCGCUCUUAUAAGCACUUUAUUCACCAUUAUAAUUUUCCGCCCUUUUCCGUUAAUGAAAUUGCUAGUUAUCGGGCUGUUUCCCGCCGGGAAAUCGGUCAUGGCGAAUUGGUGGAAAAAACUUUUGAUUAUCUUAUCCCUCAAAGCAGUGUUUUUCCUUAUACCACUCGCGUAGUUUCGGAAGUUCUUGCUUCGGAUGGUUCUUCUUCCCAAGCCUCCAUUUGUGCUACUUCUUUGGCUUUAAUGACCGCGGGGGUUCCCUUAAUCAGACCCGCCGCCGGAAUAGCCUUAGGCUUGUUCGAAGGUCAGACUUAUAGUGAUAUUAAUGGUUUAGAGGAUAAAUUGGGUGAAAUGGAUUUUAAAAUUGCCGGCACGGAAAAAGGCAUUUGCUCAGUCCAAUUAGAUGUCAAAAACCAAGGAAUUAGUCAGGAAUUAUUAACCGAGUGUUUGGAAAAAGCCCGCCAAACCCGCUUUUAUUUGUUGGAAGAAAUGAAAAAGUAUAUUUUUCACCCGCGCCCGCACUUAGCAACCCAAGUUAUUAAAUGUCGGCGCUUUAUGGUUGCCCCAGAAAAAAUUGGCUUAAUUAUUGGAACCCGGGGUAAAACUAUUAAUCAAUUAACCGAGGAAACAGGGGCUACCAUUGAAGUUCAGACCGAUGGCUAUAUACUUAUUUAUCACCAAGCAGAGGAAAAGCUAGAAAAAACUUAUCAAAUGAUACAAAAAAUUAUUAACACUUUUUAA
Ambispora gerdemannii is the source of this 936-nucleotide messenger RNA. The record is from the annotation of a GenBank genome assembly. NCBI's taxonomy places the organism in Eukaryota, Fungi, Glomeromycota, Glomeromycetes, Archaeosporales, Ambisporaceae.